GUUCAGAACAUCCUGAACACGGCGCUGUUCAACGGUGCGGCUGUGGAAGUUACAGCAUUUGAUGCCGCCUUCUGCUUGAAGCGGCUGACUUCGGGCGACAUCACCUGCUUUCAUGCGGUGCCGACAGUCUAUGUCAAGUUUACCCAACACUUGGAUACGCUCUCUGCCCAAGCCAGAGCAGCGAUCUGCAAGGGGCUGCGAAAUCCAUCCCUGAGGUAUAUGGUUUCCGGCUCGGCGGCGUUGCCAGUGCCGACCAUGACAUCCUGGGCGGAGAUUUCGGGCCAUGUGCUGCUAGAGAGGUAUGGCAUGACGGAGAUCGGCAUGGCCUUGAGCAACCGGAUCAAUGGUACUCGCUAUCCUGGGUGCGUGGGGUGGACAUUGCCGGGCGUGGAGGUCAAGCAGGAUCAGGAGGGUGGCAUCCUGGUCAAAGGCGCGCCAGUCUUCAAGGAGUAUUACAAACGGGAGGAGGCAACCGCCAAGGAGUUCACAGAGGAUGGAUUCUUCAGGACCGGCGACAACGCCCAAAAGGGCGGCAGCCCCGAGGAGCUCCAGGCCUUACAGGACGAUGCUCGGGCAGUCGAAGCGUCUACUGGCAGGCCGCGCGCUGAUACCACGACUGCUCCGGACCCUGCACUGGCCGCAAUCUACCGGAUCCUAGGGCGUACAUCCGUGGAUAUCAUCAAGAGCGGAGGCUACAAGAUCUCAGGCCUUGAGAUCGAAAGUGUACUGCUCCAGCAUGAUAAGAUCCGCGAAUGCGCAGUGGUCGGAAAGCCGGAUGAGACCUGGGGUGAGAAGGUGACCGCGGUGUGUGUGCUCCAGAAUGAUGCCUCUUUGACCAUCAAGGAGUUGAGAGACUGGGGCAAGGAGCGGAUGGCAUCUUACAAGGUGCCGCAGGAGUUGGACAUUGUGACGGAGCUGCCACGAAAUCAAAUGGGCAAGCUGGAGAAAAAGAAAAUCCUCCAGAGGUACUCCGCCAAGUGA
Messenger RNA from Symbiodinium pilosum, 981 nucleotides. The record is from the annotation of a GenBank genome assembly. NCBI's taxonomy places the organism in Eukaryota, Dinophyceae, Suessiales, Symbiodiniaceae.